GAGCGCCAUCUCUCGAAUAAACAAGAACAGUUAUGGCGUCUGUUGCUAGCUUCCUUGGAUCCACAUCCGUGUUCCUAUUUUUUGCUUUAUUGGUCGUUUCUGAUCACCAAACUGCCAGUGAAGAAGCAUUGGACUCAGAGUCACUGGUUUUCGAUGAUCGGCUGUCAAAUGUUCCUGCAAAAAGCAGGGCAGAAUUUGCCGCUACUCAAGUAUCAAAUCAAGAUGAUGUAUCCAACCAAACAGAAAAGCUCAGAGGGAAGGAGACUGAGCACAGAUCACCUCUUCCCAGAUACAUCCAGACAUUGCUGCCAUAUCAUCUAAAAAGAAGUACACAUUCACCAGUCUGCAUUCUGUUUACACAGAAAGAUUUGGAUUUUGACCUUGAGGGAAAAUUUUCCAAGUUAUGGGACAAGCUGUCAACCUAUCCCAUGUUCCAGAAUUGGAAAGUAGGAGCGUAUGAUGUGGCCGAUGGACCCCUAAGAGGUUUAUCCCCACCCUUCGCUUUGCCUUCAUUGAGGUGCUAUGUCGGGACAGCUGAGCCUGAGGACUACUCUGGCAGACCAAACCUGAAAAUGCUCCUCCAAUGGUUCAGAUUUCUGGCUCACAAGUAUCAUAAUCGUAUGAUGGAAGCCAACAUAGACUCUCUGCAAAAGGCUGCCUCUGAUGGGCGCAAGCUGACCAUCCUUGCUUUUCCUGGAGAAGAAAAACACUUUGAAAUCGAACGGAUGUUAUUAGAGUUCAAGUCAUCACACCCAAGUAAUCUCCAGCUCUUCAUAGUUCACCCUGGCUCGGCGAACGAGAGUUCACUUCAAAACAAGUUUAAUAUCGCAGUAGAGCCCACUAUACUAGCUCUCAAGAAAGGGGACAAGCGUCUUCGAGUUUUGCAAAGGAUUGAGGAACCGCUUGUGACCCCGAAGUUUGUUGAACCCUUCAUUAUCUCCCAGACAUCACCUGCUGUUACACUAACAGUGAAUAACUUUCAGAAAGAGGUCUUUGGUGGUGGUGGUGGUGGUGCCACGCCCAUCUUGGUAUGUUUUUACACUCACUGGGCUGAAGGUGUGGUUCCUUAUCUCAAUGCCUUUGUGGAAUCUGUCAAGGCUUUCAAAGACCAUGGGGCCAAACUUGGAUUCGGCAUAGUGGAUGUGGAAGAACAGCAAGACAUUGUUCCACGUUGGGUGAAUGCUCGAGGGAUAGAUGGGAUACCUUUCAUUCUUCUCUUCAGGAGGAAGUCUGAUAUUGGCAAAGGUAAAUUUUUGCAUCAGCUUGCUCUACCCAAGGGAGCCAACACCCUAGCAGCUAUUGAAAGCUUCCUAAAGGAGAACAAUGUAACAUUAGAAAGUGUGGAUGGAGGACCAUUCCAUUAUCCAACAUGGGUAGCUUCAACGUUUGAUAUGGAGUUAUCAAUGGGAGAGUCCAGCCUGAUAGCCCCAACAUGCAUCUCAGCUCUCAACACUUCCAUAGAGGGGGUGGAAUACAUAUGGGGUGAGGGACCUUCAAUCAUAAAUAAAGUCUGUGAAACAGAAGAUAAUACCAUCAUUGAUGACCCAAGAGAUGCCAAAGUUACAGUGGAAGUUAAGGAUAUAUUAAGUCAGAAAACCAGUGUAUCGAGCUGUAUUGGGAGCAUAGAUCGACUGACUGACGCUACCUGGUCUGCAGUGAUUGAGAUGUCACACGCAGGCAUGAAGCCUGAAGAUCUACAGGCACUCAUGAAUAUUCAUAAGACAUCUAGAAAGAAAGACAAACCUCAGACAAGUCUUGUCUUCUUCAUCCAAGAUGGCUGCGGGAGCUGUCGAAGGCAACAGGCCAUGUUUGAGAGGGUCGCUGAGGCUGUCAAGUUUGUAGAUGGUGGGUCUGCCUACAUACUGAACUGUACCUCUGACCCCGUGACCUGUGAUCAUCAUCAAGUCAGGGGAUUCCCCACAGUGAUUGCAUUCCGUACCUUCGGUCAGCACAGCAGCGAAAGGUGUCUCUCGCCUGAUCAUCACGAGCAUACGCUGCGUAUGGAUUACCAUGGGCUAUUACAGGAAAAGGAAUUGAUGGAAUGGUUUUCUGAAGUCGCUCUUCCGAGAGUUCAGAUCAAAACUCUUCAACAAAUCAAACAGGAACAGAAGCAUACCAAUGUGAUCCUCCUAGCGACCGUCUACCCCCUCUCCCUGGCUAGCCAAUACUUGAGGUCUGUGGGUGGGGUCAACAGCUGGUACCCCCAGGACUGCUUCCUUGUCGCGUGUGAAAGGCUUUAUGGGAAGGCCAGGUGCUAUGCGGCUUAUGGGGAGAACAUCCGAACGAAGGAUAGAGAGAGGACGAGCAAGGAGGAGAGAUUGAUCGUGGGAAAGGUUGAGAUGCUUCGACAAGAUGGAGUGUCAUCGAAGAUUAUUACGAGUGGGCGGAGUCUCAUCGCCGCUCUUCAAGCUGAGGCCGAUUCCCAGAUCCAUAAAUUCCACACUCCCCACAGGUACAAUCUUCGGUCUGGUCAGCGGUGUGAGGAUGACCAUGCUGGCUGUACUGACCUCAUCACUGAGUUUGUAGAGGACCAUAGUCGGUUACCGGUCACUCAUCUCACUAUAACGUCUUUCCAUGCAUACUCAAGUGUUGGAUUUGAUACGAAGCAUAGGGGGUCUGUCUUUAAGAGUGGAUUACCAGUUCUUAUUGCAUUUGCUACGAGGGAGCAGAUGGAGGAAGGUGCUGAAUUUCAACAGGCUCUACUGUCUUCAGCGUAUGAUCUGUACCAGGACCUAGUCUUUACCUGGGUGGAUGUUGAAGAGUUCCCUAGAUGGGUUGCUCAGUUUGUUCCGGUCUACUAUCAAAGACUCAUCUUAGAACACAUAGAUGAGAUCACAGAAGAAAUCCUGCCUUCGCUCUUUGUCUACCCUCGCCUCUGCUUGGUUAGACCCAAUGACCAUCGACAUGCAGCAUUCUUUCCUUCAGCAAAGGGGUUCUCGCUAACGUCAAAACUUGUGGGUAGGACUGUGGAUAAAGAUGAUAUUCUCUGGUUUGCCAAAAACUUUUUGAAGAAUCCAGAAGAAAUGUUGAUGGAAACAGAACGGUUUUGAGUGAUGGUCAAACCUGAUGACUUUCAACUUGCAUUCUUCCCUUAUAUAGCAAAAGGGUUCUAACAUCAAAACUUGUGGCACUAGGUUUGCCAGUAACUUCUUGAAGAAUCUAGAAGAAAUGCUGAUGGAAACAGAAUGGUUGUGAUGAAUGGUAAAACUGGUGUGUUGGCUUCAUUGGUAGAGCGUCCGUCUAACAACUGGAAGGUCAGGAGUUCAAAAUUAAUUUUUGAUUUCACUUAAAACCCAAUGAACAGCAACAUGCAGGGUUCUUUCUUCCAUCAAACCUUAUGGGUAGGAUUUUAGAUAAAGAUGACAUUCUUAGGUUUGCCAAAACUCCUUGAAGAAUUCAGAAGAAAUGCUGCUGGAGACAUAAUAGAUCUGAAUCAUGAAUGAUCAAAGAGAAAUUAGCUUUUGAAACAAUGACAGAAAGUAAACAUUACGUCAACCCCUUGUUGGGGAGACGACCGCAGCCAGGAUUAGACGAUAAACAGCAGCUGUGAUAUUGCGUAAGAGCAGCUCAGCCUGUAAUAGGCACUUCGGAAUGAAAUUAUUGUAUUUGAUAUUCAAUCAAGUUUUUAAAGGCAUAUUGUAUUAAGAAGUCCAAUGUUAAUUUGUUUUCAAUUUCGUACAAAGAAAAUCAGCCCCGAAAUAAGGAAAAUAUUAAGAGAAAUAAAAAUGACUGCAUGCGCUGGCGAGCGUGCAGGAAUAGCCACACUGCGUAUGUAAUUGCGGUUUAGUUCUUUUCAGACCCAUCGAGGUCAAGAAACACAUGUAUAGAUACUGAAGUAACUUGCCUGUGGUGAUUUAGGUUUUUCAUGGUUCGAAACUGGGGUUUGCCUUCUCCAUCAAUGGUUUUGCCUCAUGAGACGAUGUGCUGUUCAGUUCAGAACACAUGGUUAGGACUGAGCAUGGACAGAUCUGGGCAUGGAUACACAUAGCCUAGCACUUGAUUGUUGUGUGCAAUCAAUGCUACAAAUUAAUUGUAUGAUCAAUCACUAAUCUUUGGUUUCAUCUGAAUCUUCUAUCCUCUUAGAAUUCUGUCAUGUUGUUUUUGAAAACUGUGUUUGCGAUGUGAUGUGAGAAUACAAUCUGAAAUAUUUAAAUGGUCUAGAUUUCUGAAAUUAAGAUAUGUUAAACUGAGAGUACGAAGUUAGCGAAGUAUAUGUCUGUACAAAAUGAAAAAAAAAAAUCCCUUGCAAAGUAAUAAGUUAAUUCCUGAUACAAAAGUCGCAACAAUUGUAACAUAUAGAGCAAGCAGACUGGAAACACCGUGCUGAUAAAACAUGGAAAUGAUAGUUACUUUACUUUCAUAAGAUGUAUAAUUUUAGAGCAUGGGGGUUACAAAUUUAUUAGCUCUCAUAGGAUUAUCAUGGAUAAUUUAGGGGAGAAAAAUUAAUGAAGGCGAUGUAUUUUGUACAUGUUGUAAUGAUGGUACUUCCAUCUGUUGAGAUAAUUUUCACUGCUAUCUUCUAUUUUACAAUUUAUUAUUCCGUCCAUUUUUUUAAAUUGUGAAACAUGUUGCAUAUUAAAACAGGAAAUAAAGAUUAUGGUAUUAAUUGAUAUAUCCAGGAAGUAUGUUAAUGAAUUGAAAACAGGUGCAGAUCUAGAGUCAGACUUAUAUGGGGCGCAAGUUAGUAAAAAAAAAGAAUUAGGGUCAUUGCUCAUUUUAUGGUGUGCACAGUGAAGGCAUUCUACGGGUACACUAUGAAGGCAUUCUAUGGAGUGCACCAUGAAGGCAUUCUACAAGGUGUACCGUGAAGGCAUUCUACGGGUGCCCAAUGAAGGCAUUCUAUGGGGUGCACCAUGAAGGCAUUCUAUCGGGUGCACCAUGAAGGCAUUCUACGGGGUGCACCAUGAAGGCAUUCUAUGGGGUGCACCAUGAAGGCAUUCUACAUGGUGUACCAUGAAGGCAUUCUACGGUGUGCACCAUUAUAUUUUCAAAUUUUACAGGGGUGCCCGCAUCUUCUGCUCCCUAGAUCCACACCAGUAAAAGAAAAAAAGUUUUAAUAUUUCUCUGGACAAAGUACUAGAUGCAUAACUUCUGCUUUGCACCGAGUUUCCAGUAAUAAGGAGAGUGAUGUUAGUAAACCAUCAUAGAAAUUGCAAUUCAUUCUUAUUUUCAUUUUAUUAACUUUUAGCUUCUGAUUCUAAUUAUGAUGGUUAAAGGGAUGCUCCACGCUGAAACUUAUUUCAUCAUAAUGGAGACACAUCACAUACACAUUUAUGAAAAAAAAUGAAACAAUUAUGAUUUCAUGUAAUAACAUACGAAAAAGGAAAGGGGGGAUGUGAAAUCAUCAGCCAUUUAAUGAAUAUGCAUGAAUACAUGCCUAGAACUGUUUCAACGGAAUAAUGCAAAUCUUUAAAAUUCAAUAACUUUGUUAUCCAAUUUUGAUGAAAUUUUCAGCAUUUUGCUCUGUGAAUUUUACUCUAUUUAUAUGGAUAUAAAUAUCUUAAGCCUGGAGUAUUUUCUUAUAGGUAUGCACAUUCAGUAAUAAGAAUGAAUCAUCAUGUACCUGAUUCAACACAACUCUCUGCUAAAAUGAUAUGAAGUAAACAAAUAUACAGUAUAGUCUUGGUUUUUUUUUAUGUAUAUAAAAGACAAAUGUUAGUUAUUAUUCCAAGACAGUCACAUUUGUGAGCAGCAUCACAAUUGGUUGUCCUUAGAUCAGUUUAUUUCAAACCCUGGUUCAAAAUAUUGGCAUUAUAGCUUCAGAUUAAAGUUGGGAGCUAUACAGUUUGUAGGCCUAAAAACCUAACUCAAAGGAGGAGCAGAGCUUUGCAGCAGAACACUGCAACAAUCGCCGAACUGUGGGUGUCUGUGCAGAAUUUAUUUUUGUGGUGCAUAUAUAUGGAUGGAAGAAAUAGUACACAAAUAAUCACAUUGCAGCGUAAUUCAUCUUAUCAAUUUCUUUAUUGGUGUACAUUACUUCACAUAGUUCAUUUCAGUAUUCAUUUCUCUCAAGUUUACAUUAAUGUAUUUCAAUUCACCCUAGAAAGUUACAUUUAAAGGAAACUCAGUGGCAGAUUCAUGAUCUGAAAUGGAGGGGAGCAAAUCGUCUCACUCUUUGAGAGAUUUUAAACCAGGAUUCUAAAAAAGGGGCUAGUAUAGUCAUAGUGGUGUCAAGGAUAGACUUGUUGAAAAGAGACGAGUUUUCUUGGAUGUAGCUAUUAGUUGUAUACUAGAUGAGUGAUUCUCAAAUAAGGGGGGGGGGGAGGGUGGUAUACCUUGCAUCCCUGCCUGAAUCUGCCACUGACACUUCAGCGUGUGCAAUAUCUAUGUAAUCUUUUUGUGUGUGUGUGUGUGAUUCAUUUUAUUCAUCCUUCCUAUCUAUAUACAUUGUACAAUAAGUGUCUUUGUAAUUAUUGAUAAAGGAAAAUUAAAAAUUGAUGUCUCAAUGUCAAAUAAUGAAACCAACCCCAGACUGACAAAAACUAAUGUUAUUACUAAUGGCAAACCCUUUUUUCCGUUCGGGGUUGAUUUCAUAGGUGGGACUGUAGCUAGAGAUAUUUAUCGAUAAAUAGUCAAUAAAUUUCCAUUUCAUAUUUUCUUAAAA
Molecule: messenger RNA, 6604 nt
Organism: Lytechinus pictus (painted urchin)
Lineage: Eukaryota; Metazoa; Echinodermata; Echinoidea; Temnopleuroida; Toxopneustidae
Exons: 20
Coding region: 33-3050 (1005 amino acids)
Biological process (GO): protein folding
Cellular component (GO): endoplasmic reticulum
Molecular function (GO): protein disulfide isomerase activity
Source: RefSeq, a predicted model, not a curated record